UCUUCAGGACUGACCGAAUUUAGCAGAUUCCGGCCUCGUUUAUUCAAAAGUGGACAAACUCCUCCGCAGGGAUGAAUAAGUCGGGCUCCCGAUCGACUUCCUCGUUACCCCCGGAUUCGGUGGCGAUCAUUCGAAGCAAGACAUGCUCCCGCCGUGUGAGACUCAAUGUCGGGGGACUUCUACAUGAAGUUCUGUGGCGAACGCUGGACAGGUUACCCCGCACGCGACUGGGUAAACUACGAGAGUGCAACACCCACGACUCGAUAAUGGAGAUAUGCGAUGACUACAAUUUGGAUGAGAACGAGUACUUUUUCGACAGACACCCCGGGGCAUUCACUUCUAUUCUGAAUUUUUACCGCACCGGAAAGUUGCACAUGAUGGAGGAGAUGUGCGCUUUGUCUUUCAGUCAAGAGCUGGACUAUUGGGGAAUCGACGAGAUUUACCUGGAGUCGUGCUGCCAAGCUCGGUACCAUCAGAAAAAAGAGCAAAUGAACGAGGAGCUUAAACGCGAAGCCGAGAAUUUGAGAGAAAGAGAGGGGGAGGAAUUUGAUAGCUCGUGUUGUGCAGAAAAACGAAAGAAACUUUGGGACCUUCUGGAGAAGCCAAAUUCAUCACUUGCAGCAAAGGUCCUGGCCAUCAUCUCCAUCCUGUUCAUUGUGCUGUCGACCAUUGCCUUGUCUCUGAACACCCUCCCGGAGCUGCAAGACACAGACGAGUUCGGGCAGACGACGGACAACCCCCAGCUGGCGCACGUGGAGGCGGUGUGCAUCGCCUGGUUCACCAUGGAGUACCUGCUGCGCUUCCUCUCUUCACCCAACAAGUGGAAGUUCUUCAAGGGCCCGCUCAACGUCAUCGACCUGCUGGCCAUCCUGCCCUACUACGUCACCAUCUUCCUGACCGAGUCCAACAAGAGCGUGCUGCAGUUCCAGAACGUGCGGCGGGUGGUGCAGAUCUUCCGCAUCAUGCGCAUCCUGCGCAUCCUCAAGCUGGCGCGCCACUCCACGGGGCUGCAGUCGCUGGGCUUCACGCUGCGGCGCAGCUACAACGAGCUGGGCCUGCUCAUCCUCUUCCUGGCCAUGGGCAUCAUGAUCUUCUCCAGCCUGGUCUUCUUCGCCGAGAAGGACGAGGACGACACCAAGUUCAAGAGCAUCCCGGCCUCCUUCUGGUGGGCCACCAUCACCAUGACGACCGUAGGGUACGGGGACAUCUACCCAAAGACCCUCCUGGGGAAGAUUGUGGGGGGGCUGUGCUGCAUCGCCGGGGUGCUGGUGAUCGCGUUGCCCAUCCCUAUCAUUGUCAAUAACUUCUCAGAGUUCUACAAGGAGCAGAAGAGGCAGGAGAAGGCCAUCAAGCGCAGGGAGGCUCUGGAGAGGGCCAAGCGCAACGGCAGCAUUGUGUCCAUGAACAUGAAGGACGCAUUCGCCCGCAGCGUGGAGCUCAUGGACGUGGUGGUGGAGAAGAACGUGGAGAACGAGGAGACGAGGGAGAAGCUGCAGGACAACCACGUCUCCCCGAGCCGCUGGAAGUGGACGCCCAAGCACGCCACCUCGGAGACCAGCUCCAACAAGUCCUUUGACGGGAGAGAGCUGGGCUCGCCAGGCAAGGCCCGGCCCACCAGCCCACCACAGCACCUCAACGUACAGAAGCUGGAGGAGAUGUACAACCAGAUGGCCAAGACCCAGUCCCAACCCAACCUCAACAGCAAGGACAAAGGGGGAGCGCAGGGGGACGAGAUUGAGAUGGGUAGCAUCCCUGGGCCUGAGGACCCCCAGGUGACCACGCCCGGGGGGGUCACGGACAUGAGGAGCAUGUCCAGCAUCGACAGCUUCAUCAGCUGCGCCGCAGACUUCCCCGAGAGCACGCGCUUCUCCCACAGCCCCACCUCCAGCCACCCCGGCAGGGUCAGCGCUAACCCCGGGCUGGAGACCACCCUGGAGCACGAGCCCAUGCUGACCCCCCGCAGCACCUACAAGCGCACGGGGCGGGGCUCUCUCUUGGACAUGGGCUCCAAAACUGAGGGCUCACGGCUCAGCUUCUUUACCGACAGCCCGCUGGGCUUGCGCUUCAGCAACCCUCUCAAGUCACGCUCCCUCAAGGUCAACUUCCGGGGAGGGGAACCCGGCACCUCCUCCUCUGCACAAGGGGGCGGGGCUGCCAUCUCCGACAGCUCCGCCUUCUCAGACCGCUCCCUCCUGAGCCCUGAGGUGUCUGUCUACACCACGGCCAGCAGCAAGACCCCGCCUAAAUCUCCAGAGACCCUGAUGCCCACAGUCUUCACCUUCCACGAUGCAUCCAUCAGCAAGUAUAUCGACGCCGACACAGAUGAUGAAGACCGUCUGCAUGACAGCUCUGACUCCAGCCCCUCCAAGCGCCUGCUGGAAAAUACCAGUCCUAAGUUCGGCAUCAAGCAAGGGACCAACCAUCUGGAUGCAUCUCAGAGGACCUUGGCUCAGAACUGUGUGUUCCCCCUGGAGAGCCAGUCAGGAGGCGGGCAGGAGAACCAUUUGACCCAGGAGCUGCAUGUACCCGAGGUAGACAGCUACAAUGAAAGACUCUGAGCCAGGGCUUCCCAUAUCCCACCAGAGAGGGAACAGAAUCAGCAGGGGGCAAGUAAG
Messenger RNA from Megalops cyprinoides (Indo-Pacific tarpon), 2615 nucleotides. Its product is annotated as potassium voltage-gated channel subfamily B member 1-like. Gene Ontology annotation, cellular component: voltage-gated potassium channel complex; membrane. Gene Ontology annotation, molecular function: delayed rectifier potassium channel activity; protein binding. The transcript is spliced from 2 exons. NCBI's taxonomy places the organism in Eukaryota, Metazoa, Chordata, Actinopteri, Elopiformes, Megalopidae. The record is from RefSeq and is a predicted model, not a curated record. Gene Ontology annotation, biological process: protein homooligomerization; potassium ion transmembrane transport. Bases 72 to 2558 code for a protein of 828 amino acids.